CGAGAAUCAGAUAUCGAGACAUAACAACAUGGCAGCACGCACUCCCAGCAAGCCCUCAUCAUCCACAGAAGGGUUCUUUCAACCCCUUCCCACUAUUCCCCCGUGCUAUAGCUUUACUACUGCAAGCGCCCGAGGAAACCACUGCUCAUCCGACGAUGUAAUUUUAGGCCGGAUCCUGGAGCUAUACCUUCCCCACAACUGCGGCAACGUGGGCCACUCCAUCCACAACCUCUCUCGCCGUGCCCUUGAGCCUAGUGUACUCCAGCACAGUGUUGAUGCAGAGACUAACCCGCCUGUUCUCCGUCCGCUCACCACAUUUGGCGAGGAAAAUCGAGUUGAUCCGCUUUGGACAUCAACUGGUUGGAAGGCGCUUAAGGAAAUUGGUCAAGAAGAAGGCCUCGUGAGCGUCGCAUAUGAGACGGACAACACAACCUGGAACCGCCGCGUGCAUCAAUUUGCCCUGAACCAUGUUUGGUCUGGUAGCGCUGCUAUGACAGGCUGUCCUGCGUCUAUGACGGACGGGGCAGCAAAGCUGCUUGCAGCUCAUCUCGGCGAACCAGACGGGGACCAGCCUGGUCGUAGCGAAGUAUUUCGUGAGGCAUACCGCCGCCUCAUCUCGCGAGAUCCCAAAAUCGCAUGGACAAGUGGACAGUGGAUGACGGAACGAAAGGGUGGCAGCGACGUGCGAGGAACUGAGACGAUCGCACGUCGACUGAGCCGUGACGAAUUGCUUCAAGAACCCUCCCAUCAUGAUGCGCACGGCAUGCCGCUUGGACCAUGGCGUAUUGAUGGGUUUAAGUGGUUCAGCAGUGCGACCGACUCGGAAAUGACGGUCAUGCUGGCGCAGACAACCAAAGGACUCAGUUUGUUCUAUGCACCAGUGCGGCGGCGUGCUGGCCGGUCGGCCUCAUCUUCGAGCGGGAUUGAGUUGAAUGGCAUUCGGAUGCAACGGCUGAAGAACAAAGUUGGCACCAAGCAACUGCCCACAGCGGAGUUGGAGCUCAAGGGUGUGCGGGGCUGGCUGAUCGGGGAAGAAGGCAGAGGUGUUAAAGAGGUUGCGACCAUCCUCAAUAUUACCCGCCUCUAUACAGCGGCCGGUUCGACGGCAGGAUGGGGCCGCGGACUGGCCAUUUGCCGGGCAUAUACGCGGGUUCGCAAGGUCCAAGGCUCACUUCUUGAGGACGUCUCGCAGCACGUGCGCUGGAUGGCGGCUGAGACGGUGAAAUACGCGGCGGCCAUGCACUGGGCCUUCUUCGGCAUUGCCCUGCAGGGAACUGUUGAGCAGGAUUGGGACCUAAUGGUUCGUAAUACCAAAGCUGCUGCCGUAGUCCCGCGUGAUAAGAAGCAAGCUGCAACUUUGCUUCGGCUCAUCACGCCGGCUCUAAAGGCCCUGACCAGCGUGGGUUCUGUCCAGGGACUCCGAGAAUGCAUGGAAGGACUAGGAGGGGUCGGCUACUGCGAAAACAACGAGGAUGGUGGGAUUCUCAACGUAGCCAGAAUCUUCCGAGACACGCUGGUCAAUCCGAUCUGGGAGGGUACGGUUAGUGUGAUGGCUGAGGAUGUGGCGAGAGUCAUUAUGGACCGACGGCUCGGUGAUGGUAAAGUCAUCGAGAACGUCUUCGGGCAGUGGGUGCACAACAUACUGCAACAUUGUCAACGAAAGUUCCCGGAUGAGUGUGCAUUCGUCACGAAAAGACUAGAGAGUCUCGUCCAAAUUGCAAAUAGGGCUGACAAGGCGGAGCUGCUAUGGCGUGGAAGGGAGAUAAUUGGUCAUUUGCAGGCCAUCGUCUGCUCUUGUUUACUGAUGUAUGAUGCUUGCACUGAUGGAAAUGAGGUGGCUGUGAUUGUGGCAUCAAGAUAUGUUCAGUCAUUUGCGGACUCUGGUAUACAGCCACCAUCUCAGUGGGAGGUUGAGUCACGGAAGGACAAGAUGAUAUUUUUGGGAGAUAAUCUGUCCCGUGCCGUACAUGGGAAGCUUUGAAUGGGUCAGAAAUUAAAUAUGUGUCUGACUGCUUGGAAAUGUUGCGUUACUGUGGACUUCAGUCCAUAAUACUACAUUGUUGAAAGAUGACAAACUCGUGAACAUACCUCUCACGGUGAUUAGGUGAUAACCAUAGAAAUUGGCUACAGGCUAAUAGCUCAAUCAGCAGAGCCUUCACAAUCAAUACAAAGUUCGAAGACUAUAAGAAUUAUAUCAUCGAGUUGCAGCGAGUCGAGAAAUAUAUGUUAGGUACAUAAAGCCAAAG
Aspergillus vadensis CBS 113365 is the source of this 2246-nucleotide messenger RNA. RefSeq names its product putative acyl-CoA dehydrogenase. Gene Ontology annotation, molecular function: oxidoreductase activity, acting on the CH-CH group of donors. NCBI's taxonomy places the organism in Eukaryota, Fungi, Ascomycota, Eurotiomycetes, Eurotiales, Aspergillaceae. The transcript has a single exon. The coding region runs from base 29 to 1981 and encodes 650 amino acids. The record is from RefSeq and is a predicted model, not a curated record.